Molecule: messenger RNA, 909 nt
Organism: Insectozyma verbasci
Lineage: Eukaryota; Fungi; Ascomycota; Pichiomycetes; Serinales; Debaryomycetaceae
Source: the annotation of a GenBank genome assembly
AUGGCAGGAGAAUCUGAAGAUAAUAAUACAUUUUCAUCACCAUCAAUACAUAGUAAUAAUGACAAUAAUAAUCAUCCAUCACAACCUACUAGUUCAGAAGAUGACAUAGAUCUUUUUGAUACUCAAAAUGGACUAAUUUUAAAGAAACGCAAAUUAUUAAUUGAUGAUAAAGUUUUACAACUACCUGUUAUAACACAAUCUAUAAUUGAACAAGAAAUAUCCAAAUCUGUGAUAGAUAAAUAUUGGACUCAAUUAAAUCCAGAUGCUACAAGAACUUUGGAAAAUAUAAUUGAAAUGGGUAUAAUAACAACUAUAAAACAAGAACACUUAACAAAAUCAUCAAACAAAUUUUUGAAUAAUCUAUGGUUAAAUAGUCAAAAUUCAAAAUCAUUUAAAUCAAAAUUGUCAGUAACUAAAUUACCACAUCCAAGAUCUCAAUUUACUAAAAAUGCAGAUAAUAGAACUAAUGAAAUUAAAGAUCCUUUAAAUUACGAUGAAAUUAUAUAUAAACGAAAAAUACUACAAAGUUAUUUAGAUGCUGAACAAAAACAAGUAGUUGAUUUAGAAUAUAAUUUAAAUGAAUUAGAUCAAAUAUAUUGGCAAGAUUUAAGAUAUUUAAAAAAUUAUCAAGAUGUAACUGGUAAAUUUGAAAGAGAGAUAAAUACAGAAAUAAGGAAUAAAUUAAAACAAUUGGAAUUUGAUGAAGAAGAAGUUGAACAACAAAAAGAUGAUAAAUUAAAAUUAAAUUUGAUAAAAUCUGAAACUACAAAAUUUGAUCCUGACAAAGAUCAAGAUAUAAAAGAAAUACUAAAUCAAUUGAGUUAUAAAUUAUCUGAUAUUUCAUCCAAUGUUGAAUCAUUAGUUGAAUUGAAUAAUAAAUUGGAAAUUUUAAAUAAUUUAUUAAAUUGA